UGGGAGAUGGUAUGCUCACAAUUGACUAUCUCUAUAAUAUGAACAGAGAUGACUUUACCACGAUCAGGGCAUUCGCCAACACGUUCGAAAAGACAGCCGAGAGGGUCCCGGGACUGUCGGAAGAGAUGCAGUGCGUCAUAUUCCUAGGGAAGUUCUCUGGGUAUGAGGCGAUGGAACUAAUCCGAAGGGGAGCCGCCGGGAGAAAGACAACCUGGGAAACCAUAAAAAGAAACAUCGUGGCAGGAGACAUGGACCAAGUGUUCCAUCACCAAAUCAAGAUCGAACGAAAUAAAAGAAAGGUUGUGGGGACGAUCCAAGGAACGGGUAGUGUACUAGGAGGAGUGCUGAGCAAUAUGGCAAAUGAGAUAAAAGAGCUUAGGGAAAGAGUGACACCAUCGAAAGUGUUAACAGUGACACAACCGUCAGGAAAGAGAAGAAAGGAAGAGGAAGAUGAGGAGGAAGAGGCAGAAGAUGAAGAAUCAGAAGUCUAUCCGGCAGACCGUCCCAUCACGGCAAUGCACACGCCAAGGAGAUUGGUUCAUAUGAAUGUUGCGCCGCAAGGAUGGACCAAUGCUGUGGCCAUGGUGCAACGGAGCAUGAUUAGGGUUGUGCAGCCAAUCAACCCACAAAUCACCGAGCCGUACAUAGAUGAUCUUGCAGUUAAGGGCCCGAUUGAGAAGGAUGAGUCAGAGAUGGCUCCAGGGGUGAGAAGGUGUGUAUGGGAACAUGUUCAAGGGUUAAGAGAAGUCUUAUCUCUACUAGAAGAGUACAMCCUCACCGCCAGUGGAGUGAAGUCGAGAUAUUGCAUAAAGAAGGUAUCCAUUCUAGGAUACAUUUGCAACGAGCAUGGUCGGCGUCCUGAUAAGAAGAAGACCAAUAAAAUCCUGGAAUGGCCCACUCCUUUCAGAAAUGUGGGUGAAGUUCGAAGCUUCCUUGGUACCUGUGGGUUCUGGAGAAGAUUCAUAGAAAGGUUUGCUAGUAAAACUGAGCACCUAAGGAAGCUAGUCCGGAAGGAUCAGGAAUGGGAAUGGGGAAACCAUCAAGAGGAAGUGGUGGAAGAAUUGAAGAAGGAGUUCAGAGAGGGAGGUCUAGUACCAGGGGUACCGGACUUUGAUGCGACUAUGGAAAGGCCCUUCAUAGUUGAAAUUGACGCUGGACCAACCGCCCUGGGAGGCGUCCUGAUCCAGGCAGACAGUGAAGGAAAGGAGAGGCCGCUGAGGUUUGAUAGCCGAACACUCAACUACACAGAAAGGAAUUACUCGCAGUUCAAGAGAGAAGCCUUGGCGUUCCUGCAUUGCCUAAAGAUCUUUAGACAUUACCUCUUUGGGAGGAGGUUUGUACUCAGGAUCGAUCCUACUGCACUUGUGUACUCGCUCAAGAGCGUGACCCUUGGAAAAGAAAAGGCCAUAGCGCAGAGAGGAGCAGUGGCAGGACCCUCUGGACCUACCUUGAGAAAGGGCGGGCAGAGGGGGGAUCAGAGAGUCUCAAGGAGCCUGAAGGAGUUUCCUAUUUACAAGGCUGGAGACAACCUGCGAAUAUUCCUGCGAGACCUUGAAGAGUACGCGUUCAGGAGAGAAUGGGGUGACAGAGAGAAGAUUGCGAAUGCUGAGGGAGAUGAACAGGAAGAGGAGGAGGCAGCAGAGGAGAAGAAAAGAAGCAUGGGGGCAAGUAUGGUACCAAGAAAGAAGAAACUUGGAAAAAAAAGGGCAAUGAAGAGUGGAAGGGAAGAGGUACAACAAAGGAGGAAUGAAAAAGUGGGAGGAGUGAAGGAAGUUGGAGAAGGGAAGAAGAUCCAGGAAGGAGGCAAUGCUCCUUAGGUCAAGAGGACUGAGGAAAAAUGGCCGAUUGGGGACAUAGAAAGGGAAGAGACAAGUGGGAUAAGAAAGCAGGAAGAUGAGAGGGAUGCCAGGUGGAAAAAUUGAUAAGAGAUAUGGAAGAGAUGAAGGAAGAAAUGAAGGCAUUGAAGAAAGGGAAGGAGGAAUUACAGAAAGAAGUGAGCCAGUUGAGGACCGCCCUGACUAUGAGCGAUAGAAAAUUGGAGAAUGAAGCGGCAAUGAUAGG
This is a messenger RNA of Chara braunii, 2061 nucleotides long. NCBI's taxonomy places the organism in Eukaryota, Viridiplantae, Streptophyta, Charophyceae, Charales, Characeae. The record is from the annotation of a GenBank genome assembly.